CGCUGGCUCAUUCGCCACACACGCUCCGUGGUGAUUAGUCGCCUACAAGAUCCUCCAACCAUGAAGCUGCUGUUUGCCUUCGCCGGGCUGCUAGCCUUGGCCGCCGCCAACCAACCGGUCACCAGCAAAGUCGUCUGCUACUACGAUAGCAAGAGCUAUGUUAGAGAAGCUCAACAAGCUCGCAUGCUGCCAUUGGACCUGGAUCCAGCUCUCUCCUUCUGCACUCACCUGGUCUACGGGUAUGCCGGAGUCCAACCUGACACAUACAAGAUGGUACCCCUCAACGAAAACCUGGACGUAGACCGAACUCACGCCAACUACCGGGCGAUUACAAACUUCAAGACCAAGUACCCCGGUCUGAAAGUACUGCUCUCAGUAGGCGGUGACGUUGACCUUGAAGACGCCCAAAAAUACAACCUUUUGCUGGAGUCACCGCAGGCACGUACAGCGUUCGUCAACUCUGGUGUUCUCCUGGCUGACCAGCACGGAUUUGACGGCAUUGACUUGGCAUGGCAAUUCCCUAAGUUCAAGCCAAAGAAAAUUCGUUCCACAUGGGGCUCCAUUUGGCAUGGUAUCAAGAAGACCUUUGGCACUACUCCUGUAGACGAGAAAGAGGCUGAGCAUCGUGAGGGUUUCACCGCGCUGGUCCGCGAAAUGAAACAAGCCCUCAGUGUUAAGCCCAAUAUGCAGUUAGCUAUCACAGUGCUACCCAACGUUAAUGCUUCCGUAUAUUUCGAUGUUCCCGCCAUCGUUAACCUGGUGGACAUAGUAAAUAUCGGUGCCUUCGACUAUUACACGCCUGAGAGGAACCCGAAAGAAGCCGAUUACACGGCUCCCCUUUACACCCCCCAAAACCGCAACCCUGAACUUAACGCGGACGCUGCUGUUGCUUACUGGCUUCAACACGGUACGCCUAGCAGCAAAAUAGUUUUGGGUGUCGCCACCUACGGACGCACUUGGAAGCUCGACGGUGAUAGCGAAAUUUCUGGAGUUCCUCCGAUCCACACUGAUGGCCCUGGCGAAGCAGGUCCUUACACUAAGAUUGAAGGUAUAUUGAGCUACCCAGAGAUCUGUGCCAAGCUUAUCAAUCCUAACCACCAGAAGGGCAUGAAGCCUUACUUGAGGAAAGUGACUGAUACGAGCAAGCGAUUUGGUACUUACGCUUAUCGCCUCCCUGACGACGGCGAAGGUGGUCUCUGGGUUAGCUACGAAGAUCCUGACACAGCUGGACAAAAGGCAUCUUUCGUAAAGUCCAAGAAUCUUGGAGGCAUUUCUAUCGUGGACCUGUCGCUGGACGACUUCCGUGGUCUUUGCACUGGUGACAAGUACCCGAUUCUUCGGGCUGCCAAAUACCGUCUUUAACCUUUUUAAUGACUUUUUAAAUCAAGCUUAAGUAUAUAAGUAUAAAAUAAAAAAUUCAAUCAGAUAAUAAAAUCAAUUUUUAAUUCAUUUAAUUAAUAGUGCUGUGCAUUUAAACUUAUUAUUCGUGAUUUGUGUGAAAUGUGUAAUUAUUUUAGCUAGUGCAAUAGUUCUUAUACGAAAUAAUCUGAUUGGUCUAACAUUGAUAUUGCCCUGCAAAAUCUGGCAAACGUGUUUAGAGUACUGCCUAUAAGACCACCUAUAAUCCGGACU
This is a messenger RNA of Ostrinia nubilalis (European corn borer), 1632 nucleotides long. RefSeq names its product chitinase-like protein EN03 (gene Idgf). Lineage: Eukaryota; Metazoa; Arthropoda; Insecta; Lepidoptera; Crambidae. Gene Ontology annotation, cellular component: extracellular region. The record is from RefSeq and is a predicted model, not a curated record. The transcript is spliced from 9 exons. Gene Ontology annotation, biological process: chitin catabolic process; carbohydrate metabolic process. Gene Ontology annotation, molecular function: chitinase activity; chitin binding. The coding region runs from base 61 to 1362 and encodes 433 amino acids.